AAGAUGUUAUGUGUUGUGUUUGGGGGAGGGUGGGGAUGUAUAAUGCUAGUGGCCCGAAAAACAAAGCUCAAAAGGGACGCUUAGUAAACUAUUCCAAGCGUCCUGGAACAGUAUGCUGCAUAUUAUCAGAAAAACAAUGCCCUGACUACAAGAAAAAAAAAAGUAAAUUUAUUCGAGAAGCGGUCCCUCAUCUCUUAGCUUGACGUCGCACAUAUUCUCACCCUGAAAGAGAGACCCAACUAUAAGUAGAGGUCGUACAACAUUUUCUCACCCCUUAAAUCUAGCUCCCUAAAGAAGGCCUGCCUGUAGCACAAUACAUGGCUUGAUCACACGGUAGGGGGUGAGGUCCCCGGAUAUAACGUCAAAAGGUUUUUUUUUUUCUUCAUAGCUCAUUCAUUUUUUUUUAUUUUUUUUUUACCAGCGGGUUCCUGUCUGUAAGGCCGUGGCGCCCGGAUCUAGAAUGGCACAAACUGAAGGCCCUAUGAGAGAAAGGGAAAGCUAAUGAUGCCUGAGCACGACAAUGGAUUUCUCUUUCAUGCAAGGGAUCAUGGGAAACACAAUCCAGCAGCCGCCUCAACUUAUCGACUCUGCCAACAACCGGCAGGAUGAUGCCAGCAGCAGUGACCAAGCUGAUGAGGGUGGACGCACACCUUAUGAUUCUGGCCCACAGCCUGACUUUCAUUACCCCACUCCCACUACAGAGGACUUAUCUCCUAUCACCAAUGGUUACCCAUCUUUAUUAGAUUAUGAACCUCAAGAGAAAUUUGUAGCCCAUUCUCAGUUUUCAAAUGGUUCAGCUAAUGGUUACAGCAGUAGGAGUUUGACCACAUUGGAAUAUUACCAACUUGAGACUACAGCAGUCCAGUCUCAUGAAGGCUUGGGUAAAGAUACCCCCCCCAAGACCACCACAUCUCCUGUCUUCUUACAAUCUCCCUUUCCCUCUACUACCUGUCAAAAGAAGACUGGUUCACCAGAUAUUAAGCUAAGGAUAACAAAAACCAUUCAAAAUGGAAGGGAAAUGUUUGAGUCCUCUCUCUGUGGGGACCUUCUUAAUGAAUUCCAUGCCAAUGAGAUAGCUAGGAAAAAACAUGAACGACGGAAAGAGAGAAGGGAUAGAAAGAAGAGCAGUCGUCACCUUCACCACCAUCUUCCUGAGGCAGUGAAUGCUGAGCCAAUUUUGUCAAACAUACCAAAACUGGAUUCUCUUGAGGAUGCAAAUGUAAUGACACAAACAACUGUUUUUCCAUUGCCCUCUGAGGUUCGGGUUGGGGCUUGGUUUCACAUAGGAGACUUAGUUUGGUCAAAGGUUGGGACAUACCCUUGGUGGCCAUGCAUGGUUUCCUGUGACCCUCAGCUACAUGUCCACAGCAAGAUAAACUCCAGAGGGGCUCGUGAAUACCACGUUCAGUUUUUCAGCAACGAACCUGAGAGGGCAUGGGUACAUGAAAAACGUAUGCGAGAAUACCGUGGUCAAAAGCAGUAUGAGCAGCUGUUGGCUGAAGAUUCUGCUAGAGCUAUUAACCAGUCAGAGAAGCUGAAGAUGCGGAAGCCAAGGCCCCAGCGAGAACGGAUUCAAUGGGAAAUAGGUAUAGCUCAUGCAGAAAAGGCUCUGUGUAUGACACGAGAGGAAAGGAUAGAGCAAUACACAUUCAUCUAUGUAGAUCAGGAACCUACACCUGAACCCAAGAAAUUAGCAGGCAUUGGCAAAAGGAUUAGGCAGUCGACUUCCAGCAGUGAUGCAGAGCCUGUUUGUUCAGUAGAAGUUGUCUCUUCUCAUCCACCUUCAUUACCUUUGUUCUCUUCUCAAAACUCCUAUAAGGACUCUUUGCCAGAGACUCGGAGGCAGAAACAGAGAAAACCAUCACAAGAUGAAGAAAAGCAACCUUUUCCACCAGCAAAAACAGCUUGGAGGACAGCAGCUGCCCGAAAGGCACUACCAGCAUCAGUGUUACUGCAUAAAGGCACAAUUGAUCUUCAGAAGUGCAAUAUGUCCCCCGUUGUAAAGAUUCAAAAUGUUCUUGCACUGCAGAAUGCAUCACCUGAUGUGUUUGACCAAUUUAUAUACUCCACAAAGGGAGUUGGUAUCAAGUCAGAAAUCACAGUCCGAGAUCUAGAAAAGACCUUAUCACCCCCAAGCAUAAGGAAUGAGAAGUCAAAUGCACAGCUUACACCUGAGCCCACAUCAGGAACCACAGGAUCCUUCGAGAAGAAGCAUCAGAGAAGAUCUAAUCGAACUCGAACAGAAUCUGAAAAGUCUCUAGAUUCAGUGCCAAAAAAGAAAAUCAAGAAGGAGCAGGUGGAAGUUAUACCUCUUUCAGCAGUACAGAUUGGAUUACAAAAAGGGGCUAGUGAAAUUUCUGAUGCAUGCAAACCAUUGAAAAAGAGAAGCCGUGCCUCCACGGAUGUUGAAGUUGCAAAUUCCUGCUACCGUGAUGCUUCAGACUCCGAUUCACGAGGCAUCAGUGAUGCACAGAUUAGUUUUGAGAAGCAGUCAGACAGUCCUUCAGCCACUCUGGAUGCAGAUGUUUCUGAUGUUCAAUCUGUAGAUUCGAAUGUCUCAUGGAGAUCAAUCAAAAGAGACACAGUUUGUCAGAUCUGUGAAAGUUUUGGUGAGAUGCUGGUUUCCUGUGAGGGUGAGUGCUCUCGCCUCUUUCAUCUUGAGUGUCUCGGAAUGGAAUCAUUACCAGAUGGGAGGUUUAUAUGCAUGGAAUGCAAAACAGGCCUCCAUACCUGCUUUUCCUGCAAGACUCCCAGCACCAGUGUGAAACGUUGCUCUGUUUUAUCCUGUGGCAAAUUUUACCAUGAAGUUUGUGCCCGACAAUAUUCUGCCACAGUUCCUGAUUCAAAAGGGUUUCGCUGUCCACACCACUGCUGUAGCACCUGCACUAUUCAAAAAGAUCUGUACAGAGCAAGCAAAGGUCGCAUGCUGCAAUGUUUACGUUGCCCCAUGGCAUAUCAUUCUGGAGACAGUUGUGUGGCUGCUGGCAGUCUUCUCCUUUCUUCUGGUCUGAUCAUCUGCAGCAACCAUUCCAAGCGCAGUGGUCAUUCAUCAGCUUCUGUUAAUGUUGGAUUCUGUUUUGUCUGCGCUCGAGGGCUAAUAGAUCAGGAAUAUACCCUGGUCAGUUCUAUGUCCUUUAAGUCCCAUUAUCUUCUGACUGGCGCAAAGCGUGCAGAGUUGAUGAAAAUACCUAUGAUUCCUUCUUCCUCGCCAGCUUACAUAAAGAAAACUGAGAAAGGAGGUGGCAAGCUCCUAUGUUGUGAGUCAUGUCCGGCUGCUUUUCAUCCAUCCUGUCUCAACAUCGAAAUGCCUCAGGGAUCCUGGAGAUGCAAUGACUGCAGAAUCGGCAAAAAGCUACACUUCAAGCAAAUUGUUUGGGUCAAGCUUGGCAACUACAGGUGGUGGCCUGCAGAGAUCUGCAAUCCAAGAACUGUUCCACUUAACAUCCAAAGCCUCAAACAUAACAUUGGGGACUUUCCAGUUUACUUUUUCGGAUCACAUGAUUAUUACUGGGUGCACCAUGGCCGUGUCUUUCCAUAUAUUGAAGGGGACAAGAGCUUUGCUGAGGGACAGAGUAGUGUUAACAAAACAUUCAAGAAAGCACUUGAGGAAGCUGCUAAAAGGUUUCAUGAAUUGAAAGCUCAGCGUGAAAGCAAGGAAGCUCUGGAGUUUGAGAGGAUUUCCAGAAAACCUCCUCCUUACAAGCACAUCAAGUCCAAUAAAGCAGUGGGGAAAGUUCAGAUCCACUUGGCAGAUGUGUCUGAAAUCCCACGUUGUAAUUGUCGUCCUACUGAUGAUGCUCCUUGCGGCUUGGAAUCUCAGUGCUUAAACCGCAUGCUGCAGUAUGAAUGUCACCCACAGAUUUGCCCAGCUGGUGAAUGCUGUCACAAUCAAAACUUCACCCAUCGGAACUAUCCAGAGACUGAAAUCAUACGUACUGAGAGGAGAGGUUGGGGACUCAGGUGCAAGAGGGACAUACGAAAGGGUGAAUUUGUAAAUGAAUAUGUUGGAGAAUUAAUUGAUGAUGAGGAGUGUCGACAGCGGAUGAAGAGUGCACAUGAAAAUGGAGUCACUAACUUCUACAUGCUAACAGUCACUAAGGAUCGUAUUAUAGAUGCUGGACCCAAGGGGAAUUUCUCACGUUUCAUGAACCACAGCUGUAAUCCCAACUGUGAGACACAAAAGUGGACAGUUAAUGGUGAUAUCAGAGUGGGACUCUUUGCACUUUGUGAUAUUCCUGAAGGUACUGAGCUAACAUUUAAUUACAAUCUGGACUGUCUUGGGAAUGGUCGGACAGAAUGUCAUUGUGGGGCAGAUAACUGUAGCGGGUUUUUGGGAGUACGCCCAAAGACUGCAUGUGCAACAGCCACUGAAGAAAAGGCUAAAAAUGCUCGUCUAAAGGCAAGGAAAAGGAAAAUAAAGACAGAACAGAAGCAAAUGCAUGAAGAUUUCUGCUUCCACUGUGGGGAUGGAGGAGAGCUGGUGAUGUGUGAUAAGAAAGACUGUCCUAAAGCUUAUCAUCUUCUCUGCCUUAACCUUACACAGCCUCCAUUUGGGAAAUGGGACUGUCCAUGGCACCAGUGUGACACAUGUGGAGCUUCCUCCUCCUCUUUCUGUGACUUCUGUCCGGUCUCCUACUGUAAAGAUCACGAAAUAGGGGCACUGACAGCUUCAUCUUUAGAAGGCAGACUCUGCUGUUCAGAACAUGACCCUAAACAACCCUUGGCUCCCAGUUUUGGGAAUAAAAUCAAAUGUAAAAUUGAACUUGAGGAUUCCUUGCAUCCCCUAUAACUAUAAAUGCAAAAAAAAACUUGAUAAGAUAUUAAAUAGAAUUAACUUCUGUUUUUAGAUGGACUCAUUCACAUACCAGAUGUAAUAUAUUCAAAAUAGGAUGAGGCUCUAUAUGUCUCUUCUGCAUUUGUCAUUCUUGCUACUUUCUCUCAUACUUAUAUUUUUAUUGUGAACAUUUUCUCCAGCUCGUUCCUCCAAGGUUGUGGUAAGCAGAUCUAUUUAUUCUAUUUAUUGUAUUUUAUUUUUUUCUAUACAAUAAGAAAUAUCUGGUGCAGGUUAUCAGUUUCUUUUAUUAAUUUGGUGAUCUCCAGUGUCACUUUGCUAUUGUUGUGAACCUGAUUAAUGAAAUUCAGCCUGCAUUUUAUUUCCCAAUCUCUUCCAAUGUAAUUCCUUAAAGGGAUACUAAACCCAAAUUCUUUUUUUAAUGAUUCAGAUAGAGCAAGCAAUUUUAAGCAAUUUUCUAAUUUACUGCUACUAUCAAUUUUUCUUCGUUCUUUUGCUAUCUUUAAUUA
Bombina bombina (fire-bellied toad) is the source of this 5301-nucleotide messenger RNA. RefSeq names its product nuclear receptor binding SET domain protein 3 (gene NSD3). The transcript has 23 exons. The coding region runs from base 521 to 4789 and encodes 1422 amino acids. Gene Ontology annotation, cellular component: nucleus; chromatin. The record is from RefSeq and is a predicted model, not a curated record. Gene Ontology annotation, molecular function: protein binding; histone H3K36 methyltransferase activity. Lineage: Eukaryota; Metazoa; Chordata; Amphibia; Anura; Bombinatoridae. Gene Ontology annotation, biological process: regulation of DNA-templated transcription.